AUGGUAUCUUCCUUCUCACCGCCGUCUUCGAGUGGUCGUCAUGUAUCAGUCUCCUCUUUGGUGUUGCAAUCAAGCCCAGGAGGUGGAGGAGCCGACGACUUUGGUCCUCUUACCUCCCAAUUGGCACGACUAGAUCAACAAUUUCAAAUGCAACAACGAAAUUCCAAAAAGCCCAAAUCACGAUGGUCCAAACUAGUCUUGCCAGCCGCAACCGAAGAAGCCGCCGGAACCAAUGUCAAGGAAGAUCACGUCUGGAUUUUAGAGCCACCCACUGGGACUACCAUUCCGUCGUGCAUGAUUGUCUUUACAGGAGGUGCUGGGUUGGGACAAUUUCCACACAUUGCCUACAAUGAACUGCUCUUGCGUAUAUCCAACAGACUCAAUGCGGUUUGCAUCUCGGCACCCUACCAAAUCACAGGAUUGGAUCAUUUCACCAUGGCCAAGGAUACUGGAGAACGAAUGCGGAAAGCCGUCAUGUUGUGUCAAGACGACCCCUCCAAACAAUAUCCUGCCAAUCUUCCGACCUAUGCCUUGGCCCAUAGUUUGGGCGGCAAGUUGCAGACGAUUUAUUUGGGGGCGACGGGUCAAGACUAUGAUGGAGUUGGUUUGAUUUCCUUCAACAACUUUUCCUUUGGCCGAACCAUUUCCAUGGUCAGGGAAUUUGCCUCGCAACUGCAACAGACUACUUCUCCAGGUGCUGCUGGUUUUGGUGGUAUGGGAGACAAUACGGCCCUGCUGAAUACCGUCUUUGGGUUUGCCGAGAAUUUUGUGACUGGCAUGGGGGUCGAUUUCACACCCAAUCCCGCCGAUACCGAGCGGCUCAUUCAAAUGCGGUACAGCAAGGACUUGCAAGCCAAGACUCGCAUGUUUGUCUUGGAUGAUGACAAUAUGGACAGCAGCGAAGAGUUUGUCAAUCUCUGUAGUACUAGUGAGGAUGAGGACGGGAGCAACAAUGCAGGACCAAUCACAGUGAGUGGCGUACCAGGUGGACACUUGGCAUCGGUCUUUAUCAAAUUCGGAUUGGACGAUUUGGAUUUGGGCAAUUUGGAUUUUGGUGCCGGCAUGAAUGGUGGUUCCAUGCCCUUUGAUCCCAAGACCAUGGCUAAGGAAGCCAUGGGGGGAUUGGAAAGUGCUGCCUUUGGGGUCGAAAGUGAUUUGAAUGGAUUGGUGGACGAGAUUUGCAAUUGGAUUCUGGGAAAGGCACCGAAACGAGGAGCCAGCUGGGAUGAAAGUUCUUCGUCUUCGUCGUCGGGACAAGUUCCACCAAGACUAGCACAAGGAUCUUCCUCUGACUCCUAA
Cylindrotheca closterium is the source of this 1299-nucleotide messenger RNA. The record is from the annotation of a GenBank genome assembly. Lineage: Eukaryota; Bacillariophyta; Bacillariophyceae; Bacillariales; Bacillariaceae.